Messenger RNA from Oncorhynchus keta (chum salmon), 2204 nucleotides. RefSeq names its product tripartite motif-containing protein 16-like. The transcript has 8 exons. Lineage: Eukaryota; Metazoa; Chordata; Actinopteri; Salmoniformes; Salmonidae. Gene Ontology annotation, molecular function: protein binding. The record is from RefSeq and is a predicted model, not a curated record. The coding region runs from base 831 to 1514 and encodes 227 amino acids.
CGACCCAACCCAAACAGGAAGUGUAAACACUUCGAACGUAACAGCAGCGCACGUGAUAGCCCUUCUCUUCGAAUCCUCAGCAUUCACCACUUGGGACUCAGUUGGUUGGUGUGUGCACCAGAAUAGUCGAGACCAUGGACUCGAUCAGUUGUUCGAUCUACUGAAGGAUCCAGUGACUAUUCCCUGUGGACACAGCUACUGCAAAGGCUGUAUCAAGGAAUAUUGGUCUCUUGAUGACCAAAAUAGAAUUCACAGCUGCCCCCAGUGCCGACAGACCUUCACCCCAAGACCUGCUCUGAAUUGAAACAUUCUGCUGUUGAGAUGCAGAGAUGACUGAGAAACAGGAACUGGAAGAGCAGGAAAUUCCAGCCAACUCCAAAGUUGAGUUGUUCCAGUGACAUACACUCAGGGUUGGGGGAGAAACGGCAGCAAGUUGGGCUGAGAAUCUGUGAGAGGGAAGGAGAUGCAGGACAUAAGACAGGCGGCGAUGUCCCUUUCACUUUCAGCACAGGCAGCAGUGGAGCACUGUGAGCUGGUCUUUGCUGAGCUGAUCCGCUCCAAUGAGAGAAGGUGCGGUGAGGUGAAGGAGCAGAUCAGUGCCCACCAGAGGGCGUCAGUAAGCCAGGCUGAAGGACUCCUGGUGCGAAUGGAGCAGGAGAUAGCUGAGCUGAAGAGGAGAGACAAGGAUCUGGAGCAGCUCGCACAAACAGAGGAUAACAUUAAUUUAGACUUUCCAGUCUCUUUGUGUGGCUCCUGCAUCUGAGCUCUUACCCUAUAUCACUGCCAACCAGCACUUCUCCUUUGAGGAAGUGAAGAGCUCCAUCUCUGGAAUGAUGGAGCGACUGGAGGAUGUAUUGAAGGAGGAAAUGGUCCAGAUACCUGGAAAAGUAACGGCUGCCUCCGAAGUCUGUGACCUCAGGCCAAGACCAGAAUUAAUGGAUGCUGCUGAAGUACAUUUCCAUCACGAGCCCAAGACCAGAGUGGAGUUCUUGGAGAACUACUGCCAUCUCACGUUGGAUCCCAACUCGGCGUAUCAACACCUGCGUCUGUCUGAGUGCAAUAGAGAAGUGUCAUGGAGUGACAAGGCUCUGUCUUAUUCUGACCACCCAGACAGAUUCACAGACCACUACCAGGUGUUGUGUAAAGAGGAUCUGUCUGGAACCCGCUACUGUGAGGUGGAUAGGAGGGGGGAGUGUGAGGUAGCCAUCACAUACAGAAGCAUCAGCAGGAAGGGCGGAUUGGAAUGUUGCUUUGGUUCCAAUGAUCAGUCCUGGAGUUUGGUGUGUCGCAACUCGAGUUGUUCCUAUUGGCACAAUAAGAAUAGGACUGAUAUCCCUGUCCCCUGCUCCACCAGAGUAGGAGUGUAUCUGGACAGCAGGGCAGGGACUCUGGCCUUCUACAGCGUCUCGGAUACAAUGACCCUCCUCCACAGAGUCCAGACCACAUUCACUGAGGACCUCUGUGCUGGGUUUUGGGUUGGUCCUGGUUGUGGAUCAUCUGUGGCUCUGUGUUGACUGAACUUCAUAGAAUCAAGUGCAUUUCAAAUCAAAUUGUAUUUGUCAAAUGCGCCGAAUACAACAGGUGUAGGCUUUACUGUGCUUAUUUACAAGCCCUUUCCCAACAAUACGGAGUUAAAAAGUAGGAAAAAAUAGGGGAAAAAUGAAGGAAACAGUGACAAUAAAAUAACAAGGCUAUAUACAAGGAGAGUACCUGUACCGACUCAAUGUGCAGGGGUACGAGGUAAUAUGUAUAUGUAGGUAGGGGUAAAAGUGACUAGGCAAUCAGGAUAGAUAAACAGAGUAGCAGCAGUGUAUGCAAAGAGUGUGAAACUCUUGUCUGUGUGUGAGUGUGUGGCAUCAAUGUGUGGUGUGUGUGUUGGCGUGUCAGUGUAGUAUGUGUGUGGGUAGAGUCCAGUGAGUGUAUAGAGCCAGUGGUCAAUGAAAAUAUGAAGGAAAUAUAAGACAGAUCACUUGGGAAAACUGGAGAAAGUUGAUUUGCUUAAAAUCGUGACAUGGAUGAAGGGAGUUGACACUUCAUUUAGGAGUCCUGCUGCGAAGCCGCUCUUUAUCUACAAUGUGUGAGUCCAGCUUUACUAUUGGGGAGGGCUGGAACCUAUGUUUUAAAGAUUACAUUAAUAAAUAAAAUACAUAUUUUGUUUUUAGUAUAAUUUGUAACUUGAUAAAAUAAAGAACAAAACUAAAGUU